GAUAAUUAUUAAUCCCAUGAAGGAGAAUCUUGAAUGAUUAAAGGUGGCUAUUUUGAGUAUGAAUGCUCCGUUUCUUUAAAUACUUGAGUCCACCCGAGGAUGAUUUUCCUGAUCUAUGAUUUGAUGUGGUCCUUUUCUUUUCUGCAAAUGAUGUUCGUUUGUUUAUCUAAAUCACCAGAUGGCUCUCUCAUAGUAGUGAUCUGAUAUUUUCCGCUCUCCGCGGUUCUGUAUUCUAAUAAAUCAGUGCUGUUCUCUCUUCUGCUUUCUAAUAUGGUUGGUCGCAGGCAGAUUAAAUCAUUAUUUGCUGAUUGAUGAUCAUUAUCGGAUUAGAUAUUUAUCUGGUACUAUCUCAGUCAGCUUCUGAUUUUGGCGGUUGAUUGAGAAUGACUGAAACUCCCUCUUCCUUCGCCAUCUCCGUUGCUGGCUGUGAGAAGAACCAGGGUUGGUCUUCCUCUUCUGCUCAUGUCUCCUGAUUUGGAUAACCCUAUUCAGACCCAGAUGGCUGUGGCACUUUUUAAGAGUCCGUUUGGUAGCAGGGAGUACCAUGGAACCAAUAGGACCGAAGGGAAACUGACAGGAAGGAGACGCGUUUUUGUGCAAACCGAGACAGGUUGUGUUCUAGGAAUGGAGUUAGACCGGAGUGACAAUGCAAAUACCGUGAAGAGGAGGUUGCAGCUUGCCCUGAACUUUCCCACUGAGGAAAGUUCUUUGACAUUUGGUGAUACAGUAUUGAAAAAUGACCUCAGUGCCGUUCGAAAUGACUCCCCACUUCUUCUGAGACGGAAUGUAAUUCAUAGAAGCUCUUCAACUCCAUGUCUCUCACCCACUGGCAGUGACAUCCAACAAAAGGAUCAGAGUGGCCCUAUAGAGGUACUGGGGCACUCGAAUUCCUUCGCCAAGACCAAACAACUUGUUAAGGAAAUUAUCAAGGCAAUGAAUAAUGGAGUUGAUCCACUCCCUGUUCAUAGUGGCCUUGGAGGGGCUUAUUACUUCAGAAACAUUAGAAAUGAAAGUGUUGCCAUUGUGAAGCCUACAGAUGAAGAACCUUUUGCACCAAACAAUCCGAAGUGCUUUGUUGGCAAAGCUCUUGGGCAACCGGGCUUAAAACGUACAGUGAGGGUCGGGGAAACAGGAUACAGAGAAGUGACUGCUUAUCUUCUUGACUAUGAUCAUUUCGCAAAUGUGCCACCCACGGCAUUAGUGAAGAUCACCCACUCGAUCUUCAAUGUUAAUGGUGUGAAUGGAAACAAGCCUCCGAGCAAGAAGCUUGUCAGCAAGAUUGCAUCCUUUCAACAGUUCAUUCAGCAUGAUUUUGAUGCCAGCGAUCAUGGAACCUCAAAUUUCCCUGUUUCUGCCAUGCAUCGCAUCGGGAUAUUAGACAUUAGGAUUCUUAACACAGAUAGGCAUGCGGGUAAUCUUUUAGUUAGGAAGCUUGAUGGUGUUGAGAGGUUUGGUCAAGUGGAACUUAUUCCUAUUGAUCAUGGCCUCUGCUUGCCUGAGAGUUUGGAAGAUCCAUAUUUUGAGUGGAUUCAUUGGCCUCAAGCUUCAAUACCAUUCUCAGAUGAUGAACUUCAGUAUAUAGAAAAUCUUGAUCCCAUUCAGGACUCAGAGAUGCUGCGAAGAGAGCUCCCCAUGAUUCGAGAGGCUUGUCUACGUGUCCUGGUCCUCUGUACAAUUUUCCUUAAAGAAGCUGCGGCAUAUGGGCUUUUCCUUGCUGAUAUAGGCGAGAUGAUGAGUAGGGAAUUCCACAACGGUAAGGAGGAACCUAGUGAGCUUGAGGCUAUAUGCAUCGAGGCAAGACGGCUGAUUGCCGAGGACAUGACGCCCAAGGCUGAAGCUGACGUCCAGGAAUUUCAAUUUGAUAUAGAUUACGAAGAUGGUGGAUCUGACUUGAACCCAAAAUUGGCCUUUGAGGACUUCAUGGCAGAUUUUGGAUUUGGAGGUGUUAAUGCAUUUACUCCUCUUUCUAAGCUAGAGGAAACCAUUGAAGAGGAAGAGGAAAAUGAGGGAGAAGAGUUGGAAAAGGAAUUCACUGGGGAUCCGGUCCUUGAAAGGAUCUCGACCAUUUCAAAGCCAUCUAUGUCGCUUAAAAAUACAAACUUAAGUGAGAAGAGCCAUAAGUUCCCAAAAUUUUCUGGAGCAAAGCCUGACUACUGUUAUCUUGCUAGUUCAUCAUCAGGCCAUGGGACUGCAAACGAGCUGCUUCCCACGAGUGUGAGCUUUGUGAAGCUAGCAGACAUGAAUGAGGAAGAAUGGGAAAUGUUUUUAGAGAAGUUACAGAAGCUUUUGUACCCAGCAUUUGCUAAGCGCAAGUUUUUGACCAUUGGUCAGAAGCAACGACAGAGGCUCGGGACUUCUUGCCAGUUUUGAGAGAUAUAUGACUACCACAUGUUGCUAUUACAGACGGAAGAAUAAGAUGACAAGCUUGUUGAAGGAUUUUUAGGGUAAUUGGGUUUAUGAUUUCUCGUAGCCGUAGGGUAGGAGUAGUAGCAAGACGUAGUGAUGUAAAUAUUCUUGCACCUCGCUUGGCUUUUGAUCUGUACUUCAAAAGUUGAGUAGUCAGAAUUUAAGUUUGUCGAGAGUAUUAGAUUAAGGUCUAUUUGACAUAUAUUAUUGUGCACAUUGUAUCUGAUUAAUAAUUGUAUUGCAUCA
This is a messenger RNA of Olea europaea var. sylvestris, 2652 nucleotides long. Its product is annotated as phosphatidylinositol 4-kinase gamma 5-like. NCBI's taxonomy places the organism in Eukaryota, Viridiplantae, Streptophyta, Magnoliopsida, Lamiales, Oleaceae. The record is from RefSeq and is a predicted model, not a curated record. The transcript has a single exon. The coding region runs from base 463 to 2370 and encodes 635 amino acids.